This is a messenger RNA of Branchiostoma belcheri (Belcher's lancelet), 2643 nucleotides long. RefSeq lists its product as uncharacterized. The transcript is spliced from 9 exons. The coding region runs from base 1 to 825 and encodes 274 amino acids. Lineage: Eukaryota; Metazoa; Chordata; Leptocardii; Amphioxiformes; Branchiostomatidae. The record is from RefSeq and is a predicted model, not a curated record.
AUGGCAUCACAGGACUACUGGUUUAGGAUAAGAGACUACUUCCAUGUGGGUGAGGUCAGUAACUUGAUCUGCCUGGUGGCCAUGAUCAUUGGAAUCACGCUGGUGGAGAUCUUCAAAAACGACCCUAGGGUACCACAGCACGCUAUGAACUUCCUGCAGGUGUUCCGAGCCAUGGGGCUGUUCAGUGUGUCAGGAGGGGUCACCAACUGGCUGGCCGUCAAGAUGCUGUUUGACAGAAUACCUGGGCUCAUCGGCAGUGGAGUCAUCACCUCACAGUUCAAGGAGAUCAGACAAACAGUGAAGAACGUUGUACUGGAGACCUUCUUUGAAACAGAGUACCUUGAAAAUUACAUGCAUCGGAAGAGUGGAGAAUUCCUAGCUGCUUUUCAAAUAGAGAGUAAAUUGCAGAGAUUACUGCAGUCAGAACGAGUCAUGCAGAUCAUAGACAACCAAGUCCAGAAGCUCUACAAAAAGCCAGAAGGAAUUUUCCGUCGCACAACUAGCACAGGAAUGAUGCUGGCCAUGAUGGGGGUUGAUGCUGGUAAACUCAGUAAAAUGAUCCAGCCCCUGAUGAAGGGCCUCAGCAGAGACAUGACUCCAGUGCUAGCCAAGAACCUAAAGACCUUUGAGUUCAUGAAUGCUGAGAGCAUGCGAGCACAGGUGGACGAGAUGAUGACAGUCAAGAUGGAGGAGUUCACCCCACCAAAGGUCAAAAAGCUUGUAGAGCAGAUGAUUCGGCAGCACCUUGGGUGGCUUGUCGUCUGGGGAAACAUCUUUGGAGCGUUCUUGGGAACCAUAGCAGAGGUUGUCGCCAUUUUCACAUAGCUGGCAGCAUCCUGGUGUUGUAACAGAGUAGAAACUGGAGUGAGGACAGCAACCAAUGACAGGAAACAGCACAGCAAUGACCUCCUGAGCAUCUACAGCAACAACCUCUGGAGCAGACAGCAAUGAUCCCUGGAGCAUUGACAGCAAUGAAACAUGGUUCAUUGACAGCAUUGACACACAGGGACAACAAUGACCUCUGAGUUAUUAACAGCAAUGACUUCAGGUUCAUUGACCCCUGAACAUUGUUUGCAUCUGAGAAGAUCUCAGGCAGCAGCAUUGUACAAACAUGAGAUAAGAUAGUAUUGAAGGGGAUCCUUAAAAAAAUGAGAUAAAGCAUGGCAUAUUUUACAGACAAGUUACAUGUAGCAUAGUGCUGUGAGUUAUCAAUCUUCUGCACAUUGUCAAGUGUUACAUGUAGGGAAAACUAUCUAAGAAAUUGGCUUGAUUACAUGAUAGAGUGCUGUUAGAUUAUUACUCAAAUUACUGCAGUUUUUGAAGGCGAAAUGUGGCACAAAUGAAGUACAUUGUACUUUCUUCUUCAGUAAAUACCUCAAACGUCUUUAACCAUAUAGAUUAGGGUUCUGAUCCAACCUUAAUUGUUAUUUUAACUGCUGUUAUAACAUUGUUAAUAGAUCUUAAUACCAAACAUUUGAAACAUACCAAACACUGAAAGAGGAAUUCAAAAUCACCUCCUUCUUGAAACUUAAGUAGAAAUUGAUGUAUAUUAAUCUACUAAGAAAGAGUCAUUCAAGAAUGGAUUUUAGAGAAUGUUAGACUCACAUUGCUGCUUUACCUAUUGACAUGAAAUACAAGUAGAACUUCUAUGUAUCAGGAUAUUGGAAUUCUGUAGCAGGGAACAUAUGUAUAUACUGUAAGAAUAGGAAUAUCUAACAGAGUUUAUUUUACCUGUAAAUACGUCACUAGAACAGAGAGGUAGUAGGUACUUUUAAAGUAGUGGUCUUAGCUGUCGUUGUCAGUGUUAGAUAUGUUGUAUUCAACACUUUCUGUAAUCGUCAAUGGAUCAUUUUUGUUAACAGUAAGCCUUUCUCCCUCUCCCAUAAUCCAGUAAGAGACAGCCUAGCUGUCCAGCUGUACGGUACAGAUUUGUACUUUAAACACACAUUACUGGUAUGGCCUGCCUGGUGAGAAAAGAUUUGACCAUGUUACAAUACAUUAGUCUGAGGACAAAUGUCCUUAUGACUGCCAAAUGCAACAUGGUGGAAGGUUAGUGAAAGUGAUCCAUCUUUAGAUAUUUUUAACACAUUAAGUUGACUGUUGUUAAACUUGCACCAUUAACGAAGUUGACUCAUUGUUUAACCAGCCAUUAGCAUGCAACUUGCAACUCUAAAACUUGUACCAUGUCACAAUCAGAUACACCAUGCAAAAGGGUCUGACCCAAUAUUGAAGCACAAAUGGGUGAGUAGUACAGUCUCUUGGCUCCCGUGAUUCUAACCAGCACAGAACAAGGGUUGCCAACCCACAAACCCAAUGCACUAACCACAAGGCUAAAAGGUCCAGACCUGUUGGACUGGUCCAAAAUAUCUUUAUGAAUAAAAAUACUAACCCAUGCUUGACUACCGCAGUGAUAGAUGUGUAAAUUUGUUGUUGCCAACCUUACACUGUGUCCUAAAACUGGUGUUGCAACACAGCCCUGUUACUACUGAUGUAGACAAGGUGUACGUAUAGGUAUUAAAGACACUGUCAGCAGUUUUCACUUCAUAACAAGCCAAGUUUUAGAACUGUUGAGCCAGUAUACAAUAUAGUUUGAGGAUAUUGUGAGAUGCAGCAUUGCUCUACGUAUUGUGCGUCAUAAUUUUG